CCAGGCGCGCUCCCGAUGGCGGCCGACGAUGCAGCAGCCGCCCAGGCCGCGGAGGACCGCCGCCUCGCAGUUGAGGCCGAAGCCCGCCGUGCUGAAGACGCCCGCCGCGCCGAAGAAGCCCACCUUCGUGCUGCCGCUUUGGACGAGUUUGAGCGCGCCCAUGAGGCCCUCUGGGCGCAAGCCACUGCCGUCGUCAACGUCAAGGCGCUCAUCCCUGUCAUCCUCGACCAGGCAACGAACACCUACACCAAGUGGCGCGGCAUGUUCAUCACCGUCCUCGGCAAAUACGCCCUGACUCGUCACGUCCUUGAGGAUGAAGCCUUCCCAUCACGCCCGGCGUGGGUUCAAGCCGAUUGCUGUGUCUUGACAUGGAUCUACAGCACCAUCUCCGGCGACCUGCAACAAUCUCUGAUGAUGCGGCAGGGCCUUGCUCGCGGGGCGUGUGAAAGAGAAAUGUGCCCUUGGGCCAUUUCUAAGUAUUUUGGUGAUUGUGUGCCAACCCAAGUGCUGAAAUGUAAAUCUAUGGAAUCCCGGGCGCUUCUACUUGAGACAAAAUUCCGCAACUUCCGCCAAGAUUCCUUGAGCAUCACUGACUACUGCCGCUAG
Molecule: messenger RNA, 606 nt
Organism: Zea mays
Lineage: Eukaryota; Viridiplantae; Streptophyta; Magnoliopsida; Poales; Poaceae
Exons: 2
Coding region: 16-606 (196 amino acids)
Source: RefSeq, a predicted model, not a curated record